Messenger RNA from Telopea speciosissima, 2377 nucleotides. RefSeq names its product serine/threonine protein phosphatase 2A 57 kDa regulatory subunit B' kappa isoform. Gene Ontology annotation, molecular function: protein phosphatase regulator activity. The coding region runs from base 542 to 2053 and encodes 503 amino acids. Lineage: Eukaryota; Viridiplantae; Streptophyta; Magnoliopsida; Proteales; Proteaceae. Gene Ontology annotation, cellular component: protein phosphatase type 2A complex. The transcript is spliced from 3 exons. Gene Ontology annotation, biological process: signal transduction. The record is from RefSeq and is a predicted model, not a curated record.
AAUCUAUGUCUCUUCUAUCCGGUUGAACUCGACAACCCCUGCUCCCAUGUCACUCCUACCUCUUCUUCCUUCACCGCAGUUGUAUUUCUCUUGAAUCGUUGAAAUCUGGUUUCAGAGACGAACCCAGCUGCUGGAUUCAUGUCUGAGAUUGGUGUCUAAAAGCUUUCUACUCAUUUCCCUUUCGUUGCAUGAGUGCUGCUUUUGCUUCCAAGGCCAUCUCAUCUCGAGGAGCAAAAUACAGGUUCUUAUAAUUUCCAUUUUUUCAUCUUCUAUUUGGCAAAAUCUGAUCUUCCUUUCUUAGAACUAACUAUCAUAGCUGGGAUCUUAGGUUUAUUUAAUAGUUUCAUGCAUGCCAUGUAGAUCUAUCUCUGGAUUUUUCUUCUGUUUGCCAUUGGAAGUAAAGAUCUUGUCUUUUUAUCAAUUGAUCUCGCUGUUAAGAGUGACCGACAUUUAGGGCUUCUUUCGGGCUGUGAGGUUUUUCUUUAUGAAAUCGAUCGCCAUGAGCUUGAUCUAGGCUUGCUCUGCGACCAACGUUGCCGCCAUGUUUAAGCAAUUCCUCAACAGAUUCCCUCGGAAGUCACCGAAAUCUGAUGUUGUUGAUUCUGCCGGUGGCAUUUCCGGUAAUAAUGUUAUCGCCUCUGGUAAUGGGAUCCAAAGAACGAACAGUGGGACUGCUGUCACUGUCCGAUCAAAUUCUAUAAAGCGGAUGUCUUCGGCGGUUUUCCCGGCGAGCAUGGUGGCUGGAAUUGAACCUCUUCUUUCCUUCAAAGAUGUUCCGACUCCGGAGAGGCAGAAUCUGUUCAUUAGUAAGUUAAACCUCUGCUGUGUGGUUUUUGACUUCAAUGACCCGAAUAAGGACACUGUGGAGAAAGAUCUGAAACGUGAGACCUUGAUAGAGAUCGUUGAGUUUGUUGCUUCCGGGUCAGCUAAGUUUACGGAGCCAGCAAUUGCUGCAAUAUGUAAAAUGUGCGCAGUCAACCUCUUUAGGGUAUUUCCUCCUAACUACCGGUCCAAUUUUACUGGUGGUGAGGCAGAUGAUGAAGAACCCAUGUUUGAUCCUGCUUGGACACAUUUACAGAUUGUGUAUGACUUACUGCUUCGAUUUGUCACGUCUACUUCUCUCGAUUCGAAGGUAGCAAAGAAGUACAUUAAUCAUUCGUUUAUUCUGAGAUUGCUUGAUCUCUUCGAUUCUGAGGAUCCUAGAGAACGUGAUUGUUUGAAAACAAUUCUGCAUAGGAUAUAUGGGAAGUUUAUGGUUCACAGGCCUUACGUACGCAAGGCUGUAAGCAAUAUCUUUUAUCGUUUUGUCUUCGAAACAGACCGACACAAUGGGAUUGCUGAGCUGUUGGAGAUUUUUGGCAGUGUAAUUAGUGGGUUUGCAUUACCACUAAAGGAGGAACACAAGAUGUUUUUGUGGAGGGCUUUGAUUCCUCUGCAUAAGCCGAAGUCUGUGGGUGUUUACCUUCAACAGUUGUCAUACUGCCUCACACAAUUUAUAGAGAAAGAACCCAAGUUGACGAUUACUGUAAUCAAGGGAUUGCUAAAGUACUGGCCAGUAACGAAUAGUCAGAAGGAAGUCAUGUUCUUGAGUGAGUUGGAAGAGGUUUUGGAAGCUACCAACAUGGCAGAAUUCCAGAAGAUCAUGAUUCCUUUGUUCCGCCGGAUUGGUUCUUGUCUUAACAGCCCCCAUUUCCAGGUAGCUGAACGAGCCCUUGUUUUAUGGAACAAUGAUCACAUCAUUGGUUUGAUUGCGCACAAUCGGCAGGUGAUCCUGCCUCUCAUCUACCCAGCAUUAGAGAAGAACAUACGGAACCACUGGAACCAGGCGGUUCUCAACCUGACUGUAAAUGUGAAGAAAAUGUUCUCAGAGAUGGAUGACGAGCUGGUCGUGUUUUGCCAAAGCAAGUAUGAGGAGGAAGAAACGAAGCAAACAGUAGCAGCAGAGAAGAGAAGGGUGACAUGGGAGCAUCUUGAGACAGUUGCCAGUGUGCAACCUGUGACUGGAAAUACAGCAGUUCUCAUAACACCUACAGCAACUGCUAUUACAUGCUAAAUUUAAUUAAGCAGGGUCUCUUUCCCUUUCUCUUUUAAAUGCCCGUGCUUGCCCCCUUUUGUUUUUUAAUUUCUGGGCAGCAGGAUGGAAUGUAGUAAAACAUGUUGACAGGGUUGGCCUUUUUUUUUUUUUUGGGGGGGGGGGGGGUUGAUUUGGGUUUAGGGGGUUGUUCCUUGAAUGGUGGAUGAAGGUGGUGCUUGAGUGCCUAGAUUCCAAAAUCAGCAGUGGAAAAGUGCUAGCUGGCUGUACUGGAUGAGGAUGGCACUCAAAACUCACUUGUACUAACAAGUUAUUCAUUCCUAGUCGAGGAUUUGCUUGUAACUC